CGUCAUUCUCCCUCCCUCCCUCCCGUAUAGACUCUUUCUCUUUCCCCUCUUCUAAACCCUCCGAUUUCUAGACUUCCUCAUUAUUACCAAUUCCUCUCACAUUCUGGAAUGAACCAAUACCCGCAUUGUGUUCAUUCCUAGUCCUCUCCACCAUACGAUACACUUCUAUACCAUUUUCCCCACUGAUAGGACAGAUAACCUGACGCUUGGGCGCAAGUUCCGGGCUGAUCGGAACUCACAACAGAUAUGGGACAUUCGCGACGUCCGGCUGGCGGGGAGAAGAAGAGUCGGGGGUUCGGUCGCUCCAAGGCGGCGGCUGAUGUGGGUGACGGGCGACAAGCGGGCAAGCCGCAGGUCAAGAAGGCCACCUUCGAAAGCACAAAGAAGAAGGAAAUUGGUGUUUCCGAUCUCACCCUGCUCAGCAAGAUCUCCAACGAGGCGAUCAACGAUAACCUGAAGCUCCGCUUUGAACACGAUGAAAUCUACACCUAUAUCGGACAUGUGUUGGUGUCCGUCAACCCUUUCCGCGACUUGGGGAUCUAUACCGACCAAGUGCUCGACUCAUACCGGGGCAAGAACCGCCUCGAGGUCCCGCCUCAUGUGUUUGCCGUCGCGGAAUCUGCCUACUACAACAUGAAGUCGUACAAAGAUAACCAGUGUGUGAUUAUCUCGGGAGAGUCGGGAGCCGGAAAGACGGAGGCGGCAAAGCGGCUGAUGCAGUACAUCGCCAACGUAUCGGGGGGUACCGACUCGUCAAUCCAACAGACGAAAGACAUGGUUCUAGCCACCAACCCGUUGCUAGAAUCUUUUGGUAACGCCAAGACCCUGCGCAACAACAACUCGUCUCGCUUCGGAAAGUACUUGGAACUGGAGUUCAACGCCCAGGGAGAGCCCGUGGGAGCCAACAUCACGAACUACUUGCUGGAGAAGUCGAGAGUCGUGGGCCAGAUCACCAAUGAGCGGAAUUUUCACAUCUUCUACCAGUUCACCAAAGCUGCGCCGCAGAAAUACCGAGAUAAUUUUGGUGUGCAACAACCCCAGUCAUACGUAUAUACGAGUCGCUCGAAGUGCUUCGAUGUGCCGGGUGUCGAUGAUGCGGCGGAGUUCCGCGAUACCUUGAACGCAAUGGGAGUGAUCGGUAUGAGUGAAGAUGAACAAGACAACGUGUUCCGGAUGCUGGCAGCCAUUCUGUGGAUCGGAAACGUUACAUUCGCCGAGGAUGACUCCGGAAAUGCCGCCAUUACGGAUCAGUCGGUCGUCGAUUUCGUCGCAUACUUGCUGGAGGUCGAUGCCGCACAGGUCAACCGGGCACUCACCAUCCGUCUGAUGGAGACUGCCCGUGGCGGUCGCCGAGGGUCGGUGUAUGAGGUUCCGUUGAACACGGUGCAGGCCCUGGCUGUCCGCGACGCACUGGCCAAGGCCAUAUACUUCAACCUGUUUGACUGGAUCGUGGGCCGUGUCAACUCGUCGUUGACCGCUCGGGGGGCGAUCACCAACUCGAUCGGUAUCCUGGAUAUCUAUGGGUUCGAGAUUUUUGAGAAGAACUCUUUCGAGCAGCUGUGCAUUAAUUACGUCAACGAGAAGCUGCAGCAAAUCUUCAUUCAGUUAACCUUGAAGGCGGAGCAGGAUGAAUACGCACGCGAGCAGAUCCAGUGGACGCCGAUCAAGUACUUCGACAACAAGGUUGUGUGCUCGCUGAUCGAAGACAAGCGUCCUCCGGGUGUGUUUGCUGCGCUCAAUGAUGCUUGCGCAACCGCACACGCCGACUCGAGCGCUGCGGACAACACUUUUGUUGGAAGACUCAACUUCCUGGGCCAGAACCCGAACUUUGAGAACCGCCAAGGUCAAUUCAUCGUUAAGCACUACGCAGGUGAUGUCAGCUAUGCCGUCGAGGGAAUGACCGACAAGAACAAGGAUCAACUGCUCAAGGACCUGUUGAACCUCGUGGGUUCCAGUGGCAAUCAGUUCGUCCACACACUGUUCCCCAAUCAGGUCAACCAGGAUGACAAGAGACGGCCCCCGACCGCCAGUGACAAGAUUAAGGCUUCUGCCAACGACCUUGUGGCGACCUUGAUGAAGGCUCAGCCGUCCUAUAUCCGCACGAUCAAGCCGAAUGAUAACAAGGCUCCUCGGGAGUACAACGUGGGCAACGUUCUGCACCAGAUCAAGUAUCUGGGUUUGCAGGAGAACGUCCGCAUCCGUCGCGCUGGUUUUGCGUACCGUCAAACUUUCGACAAGUUUGUGGAGCGGUUCUACCUUUUGUCUCCCAAGACUUCGUACGCCGGUGACUACACCUGGACUGGCGAUGCCGAGUCUGGUGCUCGGCAGAUCCUGAAGGAUACCAGCAUUCCCGCCGAGGAGUACCAGAUGGGUCUCACCAAGGUGUUUGUCAAGACUCCGGAGACAUUGUUCGCUUUGGAGGCCAUGCGCGACCGGUACUGGCACAACAUGGCAAUCCGGAUCCAGCGCGCUUGGCGCAACUACCUGCGUUACCGGACCGAGUGCGCCAUUCGCAUUCAACGCUUCUGGCGUCGCAUGACGGGUGGCCUUGAGUUCAUCAAGCUCCGUGACCAGGGUCACCAGGUGCUGCAGAACCGGAAAGAGCGUCGGCGGAUGAGUCUGCUCGGCUCGCGUCGGUUCCUGGGAGAUUAUGUUGGGAUCGGCAACAAGGGAGGACCUGGGGAGAUGAUUCGUGAUGGUGCAGGCAUUAGCGGAUCAGAGAAUAUUCUUUUCUCGUGUCGUGGAGAGGUUCUGGUGUCCAAGUUCGGACGGUCCAGUAAGCCUUCACCUCGCAUUCUUGUUCUGACCAAUCGACAUGUAUAUAUCAUAGCCCAGACGCUCGUCAACAAUCAGCUCCAGAUCUCGUCUGAGACGACGAUACCUAUUGGAGCGAUCAAGGCUGUCAGCGCGUCCAACUGCCGGGAUGACUGGUUCUCUUUGGUGGUGGGCGGACAGGAGCCGGACCCAUUGGUGAACUGCGUGUUCAAGACGGAGUUCUUCACCCACCUCAGCAACGCUCUUCGCGGACAGCUGAAUCUGAAGAUAGCCGACCACAUCGAAUACAACAAGAAACCCGGCAAGCUGGCCACCGUGAAGGUGGUCAAGGAUCCGGGAUCUUCCAACGUGGAUAGCUACAAGAGUAGCACGAUUCACACCAGUGCUGGCGAGCCUGCCAACUCGGUGUCCAAGCCCACUCCCCGGCCGAAGCAGGUUGCCGCGCGACCCGUCACGAAAGGCAAGUUGCUGCGACCGGGCGGCCCAGGCGGCGGACCGUCGAAGCUGGCGUCGCGACCUGCACCGGCGCGUCAGCCUCUGCCCCAGCAGCCGGCAGCAGCAGCCGCCGCCGCCGUGCAACCUCCGCCGCCAGCUCCUCAACCUGCUGCGCAAGCUCGGCCGGUGCCUCAGCCCGUGGCCGCCGUAGCCGCGUCUCACACGCGCACCGCAUCAUCUGGCUCGGUGCGAGCUCCGCCGCCUCCGCCGCCGGCGAGUCCUCCAGCGCCGAAGAAAGCGACCGCCAAGGUGUUGUACGAUUUCAACAGCGACCGGUCGAAUGAACUGUCCAUCCGCGCUGGCGAGAUUGUACAAAUUGUGUCCAAGGAGGGCAAUGGCUGGUGGCUCUGCAUGAACAUGACCACGUCUGUGCAAGGCUGGACCCCAGAAGCCUACCUCGAAGAACAAGUCGUGGCCGCCGCUCCCAAACCCGCGCCGCCGCCGCCACCUCCGGCGGCUGCACGCGCCAGCCCGAUCCCCACGACCAACGGGGCCGGCGCGUCUGCGGCCGCGAAAGCCAAGGCCAAACCGGCGCCGCCGGCGCCGCCGAUGAAACGGCCUAACAUGGCGGGGCGGAAGAUGGCGCCCGCGCCACCACCCGCGCCACGGGACAGCGCGGUGAGCAUGAACUCGGCGCAGGACUCGCCGGGCGGGAGCGGGCGCGCGACGCCGAACAGCGCGUUGGCGGGGGGAUUGGCGGAAUUGUUGAAGGCGCGACAGAAUGCGAUGCAGGGGCAGCAUCAUGAUGAUGAUGAUGACGAGUGGUAG
Molecule: messenger RNA, 4038 nt
Organism: Aspergillus saccharolyticus JOP 1030-1
Lineage: Eukaryota; Fungi; Ascomycota; Eurotiomycetes; Eurotiales; Aspergillaceae
Product: class I myosin myoA
Exons: 9
Coding region: 247-4038 (1263 amino acids)
Biological process (GO): actin filament organization; vesicle transport along actin filament; endocytosis
Cellular component (GO): microvillus; vesicle; plasma membrane
Molecular function (GO): actin filament binding; microfilament motor activity; ATP binding
Source: RefSeq, a predicted model, not a curated record